Diutina rugosa is the source of this 1962-nucleotide messenger RNA. RefSeq lists its product as uncharacterized. The transcript has a single exon. The record is from RefSeq and is a predicted model, not a curated record. The coding region runs from base 1 to 1962 and encodes 653 amino acids. NCBI's taxonomy places the organism in Eukaryota, Fungi, Ascomycota, Pichiomycetes, Serinales, Debaryomycetaceae.
AUGUUCGGUGUUAAACGUUUCGGGUGGAAGAAGCUACUCUUCUUAUUGUUUGCCUACACCUUCUGGGUGUGGAAUACCUCUUGUUCCACGCACGGGCCUGCUCCUAAUGACAUUACUUCUGCCGGUCGUUUCACGGAGUUGACGUGCAAGAAUGGAUUUCAACUUUACCAGCUAAUUGAGCAAAACUUGAUACCUCAUUGGUAUAAAUUCGACGCCAAAUACGAUGUGAGCCUGCGGUAUUACGAUUUUGUCGACAAUUUAGACUCGAAGUACCAAAUCCGUACUCACGCGGCCACAGUGAAGUAUCAUGCCGACAUUUACUGGACGAAAUCGAGAUUCUACUUGGAAUUGUUAAAAGUUAAGGUUGAGUACUAUGUCAACAUUUUGGAUGCUUGGGCAAAGCCAUACUACAAUCGAGUCAUUACUCAAGCCAAUCGCUUUUAUUGGGUUACUGUGGAUCCUCAAAUCAAAAACUUGAAGCAGAGAUUCUUUCCCAACUCCAUUAAUGUUGGCGAUGAAUCGGCUGGCUUUUGGCUGCUUAUCACUUCUUGGGUAGACAAGUUGAAUACCAAGACGGCUCCCCUGGUGGCCGAAGACAACCCUGAACCCGAACCCAUUGAUCUUGUUGCUCCGGUGGAGGUAGUUGAGGAAAGGGAUGAGUAUGACGACGUUGAGAUUGCUCCUGACAGUACUCCUGAGAGUCUCGACCUCAAUGAGGAUGAGGAGUGGUAUGAGGAUGAGACCGUUCAGGUGGUGCAAACAGUGACCGUAACGCAAUCAGAUACCGAAAGCGUUGAAGGUACAACCUCAUUGACUAGUGCUGAAUCAGAAACUCCGGCAGCUAGCGUCAAGGUAGAGACGAUCAUUGAAACAGUUGAUGGCACCAAAGUGAUCAGGGAGCGACAUGUUCCUGUGGAGGUGGAAACAGUUAAGUUAGAAACCUACAAUACCGACUCAGAUUUGGUUGAAACCCAUCAAUACGUUGACCAAUUGCUCAACUACUUUGCGGUCAAAGUGAACAAGACUCUUGAACUUGCUACUGAAAGUCUUCUGAGCGAGAUGGAACCUCACUUACAAGACCUUUUGGAUGAAGUCAAACCAAAGGCUCUGAAAUUGUUACAGCAGUUUAACGCUAAGAUUAUGACGACCUAUAAGAGGCUUAACGAGAUGCUCAUCGAGAUAGGAAAGGAUUACGAAGCAAUCUUGGAACUGAAUGACGCCGAAUAUCCUGAGCUGGUGUCGCGUCAACAAUUCAGAGACAAAAUUGCUGAAGCAUACCAGAUUGCGGAAGACAUGGGACGAGAAGUCACUGCGCUUAUGGCCCCUGCUCACACUAGAAUUGUGAAGCAAUAUUUCAAGGUGUUGCAGGAAACGAUCGAUGUGAUUGAUCUGUUUGCUGAUUCCACAGUGCAAGACUUCCACCGACAAUUAUCGGCCGCGCUUGAAGCUGCCAGCGCCCAAGCUCCCCAAGAUGUUGAUCAGUGGCAAGCCUGGAAACAAUUUCACCGCACUAAAGAACUCAUUUUUGAAUAUCGUGAUUACUUGUAUGAUACUUUUGUUGAGUACCGCGAUACAAAGGGUAGAGCUCAAGUAGUGGUUGGAUUAGAUGCCUGGCUGGAUUACGUGCUGCAAAUCGAUUUCAGCGUUAACACCCUAGGUAACGACAAUGACCAAUAUUUGCAAUUGGUACGUGCCAAAGGGAAUGUGCAAUUUCAAAUGAGGGAGGGUUUAGUUUCCAAGAUUUUGGAGGAGGCGGCGGCUCAACCUGAAGAAAUUGCUGAUUCGAAUGAGACGGAAACUAAUGCCGACCCACUCGGUGAUCUUGGCGAUGACGCCGACAUCGAAAUUGAUGAAUCUGUCAACGAUAAUAUUGACGUUGAUGAGUUAGAGCAAGUUGAAGUGGGCGUUGAUGACGAAGCAUUAAAUGCGGAUGAUGCUGAGAUUGAGCUGGAGACGCAUUGA